CUUCCAUUUGGGGUCUCAGUAGGACACCUGUGCUCUGUUUGUGUGUAUUUGUGUGUGUGUUGGACUCUUGAGUUACAUGCGUACACUAAGUAGUUCUCCUAAAGUGAUUCUAAGUGCUCAUAAAGUUCAUAUAUCUUUUGUUGUUGUAAGAUUAAUGGCAGUGUGCAUAAAGACAUUGGUGAACUUGAGAGAGACUGACACAGGGAGAUAAAGAGAGGAGGAGGAGGCAGUGAAACCACCAUUGGGGAAGUCUGAAGCCUCAUGUCAGUUUCCACUGUGCAAAUCAGAGGAAGAGUGUAGGAGAGCGAAGCUGAGUGUCACAUGGGUUCAGCACUGGGCUAGCGUUUAAAGACCACCAGACGAUCAGCUGCAAAAGAAAGAAGAGUCCUUCCAUGCAGUUGUGGCUGGGAUAAAAUGGAUGACAGGAAUGACGGUGUGCGGUUUGGAGAGAACAAAUUCAUCAGCAAGAGAAGCAUUCUCUCUCAUUUAAAGACCUACAAUCUCUACUAUGAAGGAAAGAACCUGCAGCUACGCCACAGAGAGGAAGAGGAGGAGCUGAUCAUUGAAGGACUUCUCAAUAUCUCAUGGGGGUUGCGUCGACCAAUCAGGCUUCAGAUGCAGGAUGACCACGAGCGAAUCAGACCUCCUCCCUCCUCUACCUCCUGGCACUCAGGGUGUAACCUUGACAACCAGAGUCAGGAGGGUCAGAAACAGACUCCUCAAACUCCACCUCAGAUGGAAGUGACGCCCCCAGAGGACCACUCGAGCAAUGGCACAACACAAGACCACGAAGAAGAAGAAGAAGAGGCGUGUGACGUCUCCGCUCAGCUUCUUAGAACCAAAAGUGAUGCUGGUGUUCUGAGACGGGGCAGGAGGCGGUCUCCCAGCGACCAGCGGCGAAUCAGAAGGCACAGGUUUUCCAUCAACGGUCACUUCUACAACCACAAGACGUCUGUGUUCACUCCUGCAUAUGGUUCUGUUACUAACGUCCGGAUCAACAGCUGCAUGACCACGCCACAGGUGCUGCGGGUGUUACUGAAUAAGUUUAAGAUCGAGAACAGCCCGGAUGAUUUCGCCCUCUACCUCGUUCAUGCCAGCGGAGAGCGUGUUCAGCUGAAGCGUACAGAUUACCCAUUAGUAGUGAGAAUACUUCAGGGACCAUGUGAGCACGUCUGCAAGAUCUUUCUCAUGGAGCAGGAUCUGGGAGAGGAGAUUCCCUAUGAAGUGGCGCAGUACAUCAAAUUUGAGAUGCCUGUCCUGCAGAGUUUUAUUACCAAACUGAAGGAAGAGGAGGACAGGGAGGUGCAGAAGCUGAGAAGCCGAUUCAAGUAUCUGCGGUGUAUCAUUGAGAAGCAGCUCCAGUGUCUACCAGAAGGCUCCACCUGUAUGUGACGAGCACAUUCCCCUCUUCAUAUCAAUCAGUGGACUUCCAGACAAAAUGUCAUCAGUCGCGUCUGUCCUGAAUGAUUGUUAACCACUAAUAUGCAUUGAUAUUUGCUGACCAGUGAAGAUGGAUGGUACAUCUUAUAUAAACAUUCGUUGUAUAUUUUUCUCUGGUGCUGUAGGGAAUCACAUGCAGGUACAAUAAUAUAAAAGCACAUUCCACUAAACCAGGGAAUUUCAUCAUCCAGUGAUGACUGGAAAGCGCAAGCAAAAAAAGGAGUAAUGACAAGCACAAAGUAACAAAGAUAAAUGCUUACAACUUUAGUAUUAUUUGUUUGGUUUAACCCAUUAAAAAUGGUGACGACUGACUGAUCACUUUACAUGUUGGAUGUAUUGAGAAUAUAUGCGGUCUGAGCCAGCCUGUUGUACCAUUACAAUUCCAUUAGACCAAGGUCUCUUUUAGACAGCGAUUAAAUCUCUUUGUAACAGAAUGGUGAGAAGCGAAGUACAAGACUGUGAACUUAAAGGAUGAUUGAAAACGGAGUGAAGCAGCACAAGGGAUGGUAGUCUCUGAAUAUCUGAAUGUUGUUUGAGUGAGCGAGUUAGUAUGACUAGUAUGCAUGUUUGGGCACCUGAAGAGGUAGUUGAGAAUUCAAGAGCUUCAUAUUUUUCUUUUACGUUUAGACUGUCAUUCACAUCUAUGACUGGCCUCUGUCUUGUCAUACUGGCAUGUGUUUAUAAAUAUAUAUAUGGUGAUACUUAUAUUUA
Molecule: messenger RNA, 2151 nt
Organism: Sinocyclocheilus grahami
Lineage: Eukaryota; Metazoa; Chordata; Actinopteri; Cypriniformes; Cyprinidae
Product: ras association domain-containing protein 2-like
Exons: 10
Coding region: 415-1392 (325 amino acids)
Biological process (GO): positive regulation of JNK cascade; signal transduction; positive regulation of protein kinase activity
Cellular component (GO): cytoplasm; nucleus
Source: RefSeq, a predicted model, not a curated record